Messenger RNA from Penicillium diatomitis, 1638 nucleotides. Its product is annotated as Atg14 domain-containing protein. The transcript has 4 exons. Gene Ontology annotation, cellular component: lytic vacuole; endosome. The record is from RefSeq and is a predicted model, not a curated record. Gene Ontology annotation, molecular function: SNARE binding. Gene Ontology annotation, biological process: SNARE complex assembly. Lineage: Eukaryota; Fungi; Ascomycota; Eurotiomycetes; Eurotiales; Aspergillaceae. Bases 1 to 1638 code for a protein of 545 amino acids.
AUGACAAUUAAACAUGAGUCGAUUAAGACGCCGGUGCACAUUGUCAAAGACGCUGCCUCCGGCCAGGGCGUGCUCAAAGAUGGUUCAAGCAAGAUCGUCGGACGUUCAGCCCACUCCCGCCAGCCGUUCCUGUGCCCGACAUGUGCCCGCAACCAACUAUAUCCCCUCCGCCUCGAGAAUGCCAAGAUUAUUUUGGAGAAAGAGCGCCUUGGACGUGAGAUAGAGGCUUCAGUCUCUAUAGAGAGCGCGUCCCCAUCAAGCUCAGUACCCGAGCAAGCUCACCUACGGCAGACUGGAAAGUCGCCGGCUUGGACAUUACAAACGGUGUCCGGUCUCCAGGCAUCUUCGUCCGCCAGAAAGGACGAUCUCAGGCGGCAGAUUGAAGUCUUGAAACAAGAGAUCAAUACUAAGAGGAGAGACAUCUCGGAGCGUCGAGCGGUCUUAUCCCGGAGACGUUCCGACGCUGAAUCGGCGCAAUACGAACUGGCAGAGCGGGAGGCUUCCGUCUUGACUGGCCUUCAGAACACGAUCAAGAGGACGGAGCACCUGUGGCAUACUCUUCACAGCAAGACUGCAGAGGCACGUAUAUAUCUCUGUCGCGAAGCAGCCCACUUGUACGGUCUGAGACAGCGGACCUCGAGGAAGAGUGACGGCCAACACAACUACAUGCUUGGAGGUCUGGGUGUUAUUGACCUGAAAGACAUGAAUGGAGCGAAUCCUGCGCAACUAUCCACCUCUCUCUCCAACGUUGCCCGUCUUCUGGUUCUUGUCUCUCACUACCUCUCUUUGAGACUUCCCGCGGAGAUUACUCUUCCUCAUCGCAAUCACCCUACUACUACCAUCUACACUCUUGCCGCCUCGUAUUCUUCUCGAAAUCUCUCUGAGGGGUUUGCAAAUGCCAACUUCGCCUCAUACAGCCCCGCGGGAUCCAGAACCGAGCUCCGUACUCACUCUCGUCCUAGACCCCUUUUCAUUGACACGCCUCUUCCUCGACUGGCCAAGGAAGAUCCUGGCGCGUAUGCUUUGUUCUUAGAAGGGGUCUCACUCCUCGCUUGGGAUGCUGCCUGGCUGUGCAGGACCCAAGGAAUCAACCUCAAUCUCGACUCAUGGGAGGAUAUCUGCAAUAUUGGGAAGGGAAUGUGGCAGCUGCUUGUCGCCCCGCCCGCGCAAGCAUCCACUUUGAUGCGAGCCUUUGCUGGCCGAGAUACGCAAAAAAUGAAGCUCAAUAAAGACUCACCGCAAACGACAAUUCAACGCCACAAAUCCUUUCCUAUGCUCGGCCAUUAUUCUCAUGGUACGGCUCACUCGUUCCUCGCGGCAUCCGAGGGAGUGGACUUCAUGCGGACGUGGAAGCUGCCCACGCCGACUAAGAUUGCGGACAAGCUGAAGGCUACGCUGCUGGGGGAAAUGGCGAGCGCUGAAUGGGAGAUGUUAGAUGAGAAGGAGUGGUUCGAGGGACCUGUGGACGACAACAAACAAAAGCAACUUGACUCGCAAGAUUUAACCAGCCAUCCUUCCACCUCUACUGCCACACCUAGCGAGAGCGAUGCAGCAAAUCCCCCGGCCUCUACGCCGACGACAGAGGAGCCUCGCCGACCGAAGGGAACAAGUGGCUGGACAAAACUGAACAAUCGAUGA